UCUCUCAGCGUGAAAAAAAGAGAAUCAGUAGCGUGCGAUCGAGCACAGGUAUGAAGCGGGGUUGGGGCUAGGAAACUCCAUCAGCGCACGCAACCGGUGCUCUUCAGAGCGUCGCUCGGAGCAGUCCCUAUUUAAGGAUCAGAUGUGGAAGCUAAUCCGGUUGCUUCAACCUUUGCCAGACCGUUCAGACCUCCAGGAUUCAUUUCCGGUCACCUACACGAGAACCGUGCCUGUACCAGUGCCCGCUCCUUGUCCGGCUCAUUUUCCUGUACCGGUACCACAUCCAAACGCUGUGCCCCAUCCGGCGGUUGAAUCGGCGCCUGUCCCAACGCUUUCCAUCACAUAAAAAAACCCAUUUGAUACGCAAAUAAAAUCACUAAAAUAAAAAUAAAAUGUUUUUAUAUUUUGCCGAAAUCUCGAUUUGUUCUAACCGAAUAUCUCGGUUAAACGUAAACGUCAAAACAAAAUGACAUUAACCGAGAUGUCGGCAACAGAAAUUUAACCGAGAUCUUUGCCGAGAUCUCAGUUGUGCAG
Messenger RNA from Anopheles merus, 534 nucleotides. Its product is annotated as cyclin-dependent kinase inhibitor 1C-like. NCBI's taxonomy places the organism in Eukaryota, Metazoa, Arthropoda, Insecta, Diptera, Culicidae. The record is from RefSeq and is a predicted model, not a curated record. The coding region runs from base 143 to 346 and encodes 67 amino acids. The transcript is spliced from 2 exons.